AUGCCUGUGACUGCUUCUUGGAGUCGAACAUUGUUGCAACAAUAUGGACAUACCAAACUAGCUCGCCUCCGUUUGCGUGGCUCUCGUUCGCUUUCGACGGCUGUCACGGAUCCUGCUAUUCGACAGUUCAUCUGUAGACUUGGGGAACAUCAGCCCUGCUAUGGCGUAGCGUCUUCUAGCAUUCGCAUUAUGAGUCAACCCCAAGAUUUCUACCAAUGUUUGCUGAACAUGAUUCAGAGAGCGCGGCAGAGGAUAUUCAUAUCUUCCCUAUAUAUCGGAUCCGAAGACUUUGAGCUUAUCGACACGCUUCGGGCAUCUCUUCAGGCUAAUCCUUUGUUGCGUGUACAGAUGCACCUUGACUAUAAUCGCUGUACGCGUCCUGAACCCUUAUCGACUGCUAAUCUACUUGUACCACUUCUAAAAGAAUUCCCUGACCGCGUCCGCGUCUGGCUUUUCCGCAGUCCCAAACUCAAGGGUUUAUUGGCCAAACUUAUGCCCCCUCGCUUCAACGAAGGUUGGGGUGGUACAUGGCAUCCGAAGAUUUAUGGUGCUGAUGAUGAACUGCUAAUAUCUGGUGCCAACCUAAAUACGUCCUAUUUCACGAACCGACAGGAUCGUUAUAUACAUUUUACCGAUCAAGCUCCUUUGGCGCAAUACUGCCUCUCUUUUCUCGAUCAAGCUGCUACAUUUUCAUACUCGCUGCUACCUUCUUCGUCUACAUCUGGUGACUACGUGCUUGAUUGGCCGGAUCAGCGUACACAUCCGCACCAUUUCGAAUCAAAAGCGCAAGCUGCUCUGACCGCGUUUCAAGAUAGAUCUCGAAAAUCAAGCAUCAGCAAAGUGACCUCAGUCAUGAGUGGUGUCCAACAGGGCGAGAAAUCCAAAGCGGACACCCUUGUGUUUCCUAUAAUACAGGCGGGGCAAUUCAGUGUGCGGGAGGAAGAGCGGUGCCUCAGUCUUCUCUUUCGCCAAGUCUCCGGGACCGAAUCACAGACUCCAGGAAACACUGGCCAUAUGAUAGAUCUGACUAGCGGCUAUUUUGGACUGUACAAACCGUACCAGGACCUCAUUAUAGGUUCUCAAUUGGCAUGCCGUGUACUGGCUGCCAGUCCUAAGGCGAACGGCUUUUAUGGCUCUAGAGGAGUUUCGGGGAGGGUACCCGAGGGAUAUACUGUACUUGAACGGCAGUUUAUGAGGGCUGUAAAUACUGCAAAACGUGAUUGGACACAUGACCAGCACACCGGUGAACACUCAGGAGUGCAGUUAAAUGAGUGGGAGAGAGACGGUUGGACCUAUCAUGCCAAGGGCAUCUGGCUGCGUCCAACGCCGUCUGCAGACCCCUCAGUGACGCUAUUCGGAUCAACUAACCUCAAUUCAAGAUCGGCGAAUUUGGACACUGAACUCUCCUUCCUCCUCGUGACGAACGCUUCUGCCUUGCGCUCUCGUCUAGCAGAGGAAUUGAAUGACCUUCGCGCUUAUGCACACCCAUGGAAAGGUGCGGAGCGCAAGGUGCGACUAGGAUCCUGGAUUCUAGCGAGAGCACUGCAAGACCGUUUAUAG
Messenger RNA from Fibroporia radiculosa, 1560 nucleotides. RefSeq lists its product as uncharacterized. Gene Ontology annotation, molecular function: CDP-diacylglycerol-glycerol-3-phosphate 3-phosphatidyltransferase activity. The transcript has 6 exons. Gene Ontology annotation, cellular component: mitochondrion. Gene Ontology annotation, biological process: cardiolipin biosynthetic process. The coding region runs from base 1 to 1560 and encodes 519 amino acids. NCBI's taxonomy places the organism in Eukaryota, Fungi, Basidiomycota, Agaricomycetes, Polyporales, Fibroporiaceae. The record is from RefSeq and is a predicted model, not a curated record.